Molecule: messenger RNA, 906 nt
Organism: Aspergillus fijiensis CBS 313.89
Lineage: Eukaryota; Fungi; Ascomycota; Eurotiomycetes; Eurotiales; Aspergillaceae
Exons: 3
Coding region: 1-906 (301 amino acids)
Source: RefSeq, a predicted model, not a curated record
AUGUCCCCUACGUCUUACGAGUACUCCUUGUUGCAAAGCCUCCCACCGAAUACCACCAAUUAUGUUAUUCAUGCCUUUCUUUGCGCUCUCAGUUUUGUUCUUGUCACUGUUUUUGUCGAUUUGAUUGAUGCCGGUGGCUUGAAAUCUCAGCGUGAGAAGAUCGUGUCGAAGCCCUGGGACCUGCACACCGUUGCAAGCGAGUCGAAUUCGCCCGAGCUAGAAGAGUCGGAGGCGCUCAAGAUCCAGAUUGUCCCUUGGGACCUCACUGGGCGUACGAAUGUCGACGUCUCUCCCGCGCUGAAUCCAGCCUCGUACUUCAAGCCCCUAUCGCAUGAGUACACCCAAGAGCACCCUGUGGAUCUCUCCAUCCCGGAAAACUGCGAGAAGAUGGAAACCACGGCACGUCUCCUCGGGCCUGAUUACAGUUGCAGCACAAGCAGGUAUGAGCCGAUACUGUCCUACGGAAAAGCCCAGAUCCUCUCUCAUCGCCUGACGGGAGAGAUGGAGGCUCCAAGAAUGGAUUUCCCACUUCACCUGUCCAAGCUGAAGAUGGGCGCCAAAUGGCGCUGGGAUACCCCAACCUUCCCUCACAUCAAAGUGGUCACAUACCAUGAUGAUGUCGAGCACCCAGAGAGACUCUUGAAGGCAGAGCUGAUGGUCCUCGCCGCCACGAUGCACUCGCGGCUGGGCAUGGAGACCCUGACAGACCAUGCCAUUGGGCCUGUAGGUCCAGAUGACUCUUUCCUCCACGACGGAAGCUGUCUGCGCGUCUCGAAAUCAGACCUGAUGCCAUACUCAGAGAAAUCCGACGAGCUCUGGAGUCUCCUCGUGCGAUACCUUGCCGGAGGCAUCAAUGGAGAGCUGAGCACUCACAAGCUACCUUCAGUGAACGCAGCAGCGAAGUGA